This is a messenger RNA of Triplophysa dalaica, 1692 nucleotides long. RefSeq names its product 2-epi-5-epi-valiolone synthase (gene eevs). Bases 24 to 1352 code for a protein of 442 amino acids. Gene Ontology annotation, biological process: antibiotic biosynthetic process. Gene Ontology annotation, molecular function: 3-dehydroquinate synthase activity. NCBI's taxonomy places the organism in Eukaryota, Metazoa, Chordata, Actinopteri, Cypriniformes, Nemacheilidae. The record is from RefSeq and is a predicted model, not a curated record. The transcript has 5 exons.
UGAGACACUCGACGAUAGACAACAUGCAAAAUCUCAACAAAGAAACCGUGUACAGCCUGGUGCAGGUGAAAGGGACUUGGAAGCGCAAAGCCGGUCAUAAUGUCAAGCAAGACACAAAGGGACGAGUUUCAGCUGCCAAAAUUUAUGAAAGCAGCUCCUCCAGCGGCACCACCUGGACAGUGGUCAGCCCCAUCACCUUCACAUAUACAGUGACUCAAACCAAAAAUCUUCUCGACCCCAGCAAUGACACUCUGCUUCUGGGCCACAUCAGAGAUGCCCAACAGCUCGAGUCCAUACGGUCCAGCACCAAACCCAUGAAACGCUUUAUAGUGAUGGAUGAGGUUGUGUACAAUCUCUAUGGUUCCCAGGUCACAGACUAUCUUGAGGCCAGAAACGUCCUGUACAAGAUCCUACCCCUGCCCACUACGGAGGAGAACAAGUGCAUGGAGAUGGUUUUGAAGAUUCUGGAAGAACUCCAUAGGUUUGGUAUUGACCGCCGUACUGAGCCCAUCAUUGCUAUCGGAGGCGGGGUUUGCCUGGACACCGUGGGCCUCGCAGCCUCCCUCUACCGAAGGCGCACGCCAUACAUUCGGGUUCCCACCACGCUUCUGUCUUACAUUGAUGCCAGCGUCGGGGCAAAGACGGGCGUGAACUUUGCGAACUGUAAAAAUAAGCUUGGCACCUACGUAGCACCUGUUGCCGCAUUUCUGGACAGGUCCUUCAUACAGACCAUUCCAAGAAGACACAUAUCUAAUGGUCUUGCAGAAAUGCUAAAGAUGGCUCUUAUGAAGCACAGAGGACUUUUUGAACUUCUGGAAACACAGGGAGAGUUUCUUUUAAACUCCAAGUUCCAAUCCGCUUUGGUGCUGGAAGAAGACCUCAUCGACCCUGCUUCGGUCUCCACACGCAUUGCUAUUGAAACCAUGUUGGAAGAAUUAGCACCCAAUUUAUGGGAGGACGAUCUUGACAGACUUGUCGACUUUGGUCACCUGAUCAGCCCCGAACUAGAGAUGAAAGUUCUUCCAGCCCUAUUGCACGGAGAAGCUGUAAAUAUUGAUAUGUCAUACAUGGUGUAUGUGGCCUGUGAGAUGGGGCUUAUUCGAGAAUCAGAGAAGUUUAGGAUUAUCUGUUGCAUGCUGGGGCUGGAGCUGCCUGUGUGGCAUCAAGACUGUACCUUUGAUCUGGUGCAGAUGUCAUUGUGUUGCAGACUACAACACUCUGGGGGGCUUGUGAGAAUGCCCUUACCAACAGGCCUGGGUAAAGCAGAAAUCUUCAACGACAUCAAUGAAGAAACACUGUUCAGGGCUUAUGAAAAGUGGUGCAAUGAACUCAACUCUGGCUCACCUCAAUGAAACUUUACAAUUUUCUACAACCGGUUUUUCUAAAUACCUAUGUUUACAUAUAGGGCAGCCUGUUCUCUUGGCUUGCGUUUCUAUUUCUUUCUUCUGUAAAGAUUAUGGGCAUUUAAGGGUUAUACAUUAAAGACAACUAGCUUUUUAUUAUUAUAAAUGCACUUUUUAAUGGCUGUACAUCAAUGACAACAUGAAAUAUGAAGAUCUUUCUUGAGCUGUGAUGAAGCCAUUUCAUAUUAUAUUUUAUAUUCAAUAUUUUACAUGAGAAUGUGAAACUAGGUUUUUAGAUUUGUGUUUGAUGUAAUGCAUCCAAGUCAUGUUCAAAAUAAACAUUUCAAAU